This is a messenger RNA of Aricia agestis (brown argus), 1422 nucleotides long. RefSeq names its product tRNA pseudouridine(38/39) synthase. The record is from RefSeq and is a predicted model, not a curated record. Gene Ontology annotation, cellular component: cytoplasm; nucleus. Lineage: Eukaryota; Metazoa; Arthropoda; Insecta; Lepidoptera; Lycaenidae. Gene Ontology annotation, molecular function: pseudouridine synthase activity; RNA binding. The coding region runs from base 58 to 1395 and encodes 445 amino acids. Gene Ontology annotation, biological process: mRNA pseudouridine synthesis; tRNA pseudouridine synthesis. The transcript is spliced from 9 exons.
UAAAUCGAAAAGUUGUUUUUAUUUUAUUGACAUAAAAAUCGUAACUAGUUAUUGAAAAUGAAUAAACUGCCUCCAAAACCCAAGCCAGUAAAAUCUUUAACGAAAAAUGAUUUUAUGAAAAUGGAUAAAAACGAAUUAAUUGACAAAAUUAUGCAGUUAAAAGUACAUAAUACUCAAUUGAAAAACGUAAUAAGCAAAUCUUUGUCAGACACUAACAGUGUUGAAGAACAAAUAAGCAGUAAGAAGUUUGAUUUCAGUAAAUGCCACUAUCGCCGAGUACUACUGAGGAUAAUGUACUUCGGGUGGGACUACCGGGGUCUAGCUGUGCAGGAAGAUUCUACCCAAACAAUUGAACAUCACCUGUUCUAUGCUUUAACUAAAUCGUGCUUGAUAGAGAGCCGGGAGACCUCGCAGUACCACCGCUGUGGACGCACCGAUAAGGGAGUGAGUGCCUUUGGGCAAAUAAUAUCAAUAACACUCAGAAGUAAAUUUGAACCCUCAGAGCAAGAUCUUGAAAAAUCUUUAAAUACUGAGAUGCCAUAUUGUAAAAUACUAAACCGUUUGCUGCCCAAAGAGAUCAGAGUGGUAGCUUGGAUGCCUAUCCCACAGGAUAAACCAGAGUUUAGUGCAAGGUUUGACUGUAAGAAGCGGCAGUACAAGUACUACUUCCCGCGCUCGGCACUGAACAUCGCCGCGAUGCGAGACGCGUGCGCGCAGCUGGUGGGCUCGCACGACUUCCGACAUCUUUGCAAGAUGGACGUCGGCAAUGGCGUCACGGAGUUUAGGCGGGAAAUACUGCGCGCGGAUAUACUGCCGGUGGACGAGGAUUCCGAUGAUUCUACAUGUAUGUAUAUGCUUUUGAUAGAAGGCAACGCGUUUCUCUGGCACCAGAUCAGAUGUAUAAUGGGUGUAUUGCUACUUGUUGGAGAAGGGCGCGAGUCGCCAAAAGUUGUAGCAGACCUCCUGGAUAUUGACACAUACCCUUGCAAGCCACAGUACAACAUGGCGCUAGACGUCCCCCUCAACCUGUUCCACUGCUCGUACGAUCUGCCCGAGCGCUGGGUUCACGACCGAGCAGAACUGCGCAGCGUCAUAGCGCAUGUGCAGGCGCAGUGGACGCUCGUCGGUAUCAAGGCUAUCAUGAUGAAAGACACACUCAAACAACUACAGGAUGUGUACAAGAAUUUGCCCCGUGAGGACUGCCAGAACGAAACAAAAGAUAAUAACAGUACAAAAGAAGGGGGCAGCAUAAAUACGUACACUGACUGCUUGCUACAAGGAGUAAAGCCAAGGGUCUACACGCCACUGCUGAAAAGAGAGACUUGCUCAAGCUUAGAGGACCGAAUAGAAUAUUAUAAGAAGAAACGAAAAAUAGGAGACAGCGAAAACCAAUGAAAAUAAAGAAAUUUCUUUUUUUUUAAA